This is a messenger RNA of Eleginops maclovinus (Patagonian blennie), 4418 nucleotides long. It is a transcript of the gene inpp5ja, whose product is annotated as inositol polyphosphate 5-phosphatase K. The record is from RefSeq and is a predicted model, not a curated record. NCBI's taxonomy places the organism in Eukaryota, Metazoa, Chordata, Actinopteri, Perciformes, Eleginopidae. Gene Ontology annotation, cellular component: cytoplasm; ruffle; plasma membrane. Gene Ontology annotation, molecular function: phosphatidylinositol-4,5-bisphosphate 5-phosphatase activity; phosphatidylinositol-3,4,5-trisphosphate 5-phosphatase activity. Gene Ontology annotation, biological process: phosphatidylinositol dephosphorylation; negative regulation of peptidyl-serine phosphorylation. The coding region runs from base 437 to 2731 and encodes 764 amino acids. The transcript is spliced from 13 exons.
AGGUGGAUGACGGAGAAGUGCACAUCUGCUUCGGCCAGCUGUAGACAGGAGAGAGAUAGUGAUUAGUAGGAUGAGUUAUAACCAGCCGUCGUGUCGUUGUUUAUACAUCAACAUGCAAGAGAUCGGAAACAUCAACCGUGACCGCCUACUCCUGUCCUGACAGCCGGACUCCUCUGCACCGACACGGAAACGCUCGUUGCUCGCGGUACCGACGGGGCGCCUCGUUCCUGCAGGUUGGCUGUUGCUGGGUCAGUGUGUCUCCGGAUUGAACAUCUAAAAAUCCCCAAAAAUCUUUUAAUGUGACAGCACGGUCGCGUUGAUUGACGUGCGAGAAAACAAAGGAGACUGAUGCUGAAGCCCUCUGUGAAAUUGUGAGAUCACCUUCGCGGUUCACCUUGGAAGAAAGUAAAAAAAGAAAACGCAUGAAAGGUUGAUCAUGCAGCGGCAACCAAUCAGCACCGACCCUUGUGGGCCCAACAUGCAGCCUGGACCCUGUGUGUUCAUCGGAGGUGGCCCUGGUUUACCUCGACAGCUCACAACCCAGGAACCAAUGCUGGUCAGCCUAUCAGAGGAGCUCAAGAAACAGUCUUCAUUGAGCCCCAUGCAAGCUGCCAUUGCACCUGUGAGACUGACGGAUGAAAUGCAGUCAGGGCAGCCAAAGUCCGGCUCCACUGCAACGACACUGAUGAGCAUUAGCCGGCCGAGACCGACCGCUUUGGGAACAAAACCUGCUCAUAAGUCUCCCAGAAUCUUAGAGGACCUCUCAAAGGAAAUAGAUUUGAUCCCAGUUUGUAUCCCAGGACCUCAUAGUGCCAACCUCACGUCGCAUUCCCAGACAGAGGCCUCCCUCUGCCGCCACAGUCCUCAGAGCCCCCGCAGCCCUCAGUCUUUCACCGGCCAGCCUUACCUGAGCACCACCAACACCCUCAGCCCUCAGCCACAGAGAACCCCCUCCCCUGGGGGCUCCACACCAAGCCAAGAGCAGCCAGAGAACAAUGACUUCAGGGUGUACAUUGUCACGUGGAACGUGGGAUCAGCUGUCCCGCCAGAUGACAUCACUUCUCUGUUCGGACCAAAUGUUUCAGAUGGGAGCGUUGACAUGUUUAUCAUCGGACUCCAGGAAGUGAACUCCAUGAUAAACAAGCGGCUGAAGGAUGCUCUUUUUUCAGACCAGUGGAGUGAGCGUUGCAUGGACACACUCAGUCCUUUUGGAUAUGUUUUGGUGGCGUCCCAGCGUAUGCAGGGAGUGCUGCUGCUGGUUUUCUCCAAAUUCUGCCACCUUCCAUUCCUCAGAGGUGUGCAGACAGAGAGUACGCGCACAGGACUUGGGGGAUAUUGGGGGAAUAAAGGGGGCGUGAGUGCGAGGAUGACGAUGUUCGGCCACCCGGUGUGCUUUCUCAACUGUCACCUGCCCGCUCACAUGAGGAACCUGGAGCAGCGCAUGGAGGACUUUGAAAGCAUCCUGCAGCAGCAGCAGUUUGAAGGAGGCACUGCCACGGGUGUCCUGGACCACGAUGUUGUUUUUUGGUUUGGGGAUUUAAAUUUUCGUAUUGAGGACUAUGACAUCCAUGUGGUGAAAUGUGCCAUCGAGAGCAGUAAGCUUCCUCUUCUGUUGGAGCGAGAUCAGCUGAACAUGGCUAAAAACACAGAAUCUGUCCUUGAAGGCUUCCUUGAGGGACCUUUAAAUUUUCCUCCCACUUAUAAGUUUGAUGUGGGCACUCAUACGUACGACACCAGUGCAAAGAAGAGGAAACCGGCCUGGACAGAUCGCAUCCUCUGGCGCACUCGUCGCACCGGCUCCCCAGUUCCUACCCACAAUGCAGCACUGCAGCGGGGUCUGACCUCGUGGCUGGGUGGAGUGACUAAAGUGACACAACAUGUGUACCGAAGUCACAUGGGCUACACCAUCAGCGACCACAAGCCUGUUUCUGCCGUGUUUUCACUGCAUUUCCCAUUCAAGGUGGAUAUGCCCCUGGUGGAGCUGCAGGUAAACAAGGUGUGGUGUAAAGUCUCAGAAGCUACAGUUCGAUUCACAGUUGCAUCGAAUUAUCAGCGAAGCUCGUGGGACUGGGUAGCAAUAUACAAGGUUGGAUUCAGACAUCACAAAGAUUACCAGGCAUACAUAUGGGCCAAGGGAGAGCAUGCAACACAGGUGACAUUUUCAGAAGAGGAUUUGCCGAGAGAUGAUGGUGAAUACAUCCUGGGCUACUACAGUAACAACAUGAACACCAUUGUUGGACUGUCAACGCCAAUUCAGAUCAAGAUCCCCAUUUACAGCCCCACCGUGCACCGCUCCAGUAGUUCAGACGUUAGCUCAGAAGACGACAGCACUCUGGUUCUGCUGGCUCCAUGCUCCCGCAGCCCGAGCCCCAAAAAUGGCAAACACCACCACCACCACCACCACCGCCAUCGCCGCAGUCGCAGCCCCGCCCUCCCUGCUCUCUCCUCCAACCCCCUCCCUUCCCUACAGGGACUCAGCCUUUGUCCUCGCUCCAAAGAAGGACAGACUCUCUCCCCCUCAUCUGCUGCUAAGAAGGAGCGACUUGUUUCGCCGGACACUGUGUUGUCCCCCACCAUCAGCCCGCUCACCCCCCGCAGCCCAGUGUCUCCAGGCGGGGGGGUGACUGCACCCGAGGCUUUGAUUGCUGCCAUCCUAGGUGAACACAGACCAGCUCAGGUUAGCCCCACAGGGGUCAAACACAUAGGAAAGACAGGGAAAACAGACACAUAGGAUAUGAACAUCUAUUUUUAAAGGAAUACUUCACACAAAGAAAGCCCAUUUGUGUAUCAAUAAUUCACCCUAUGUUAUUUUGAAUAAUUAAAGACAAUGUUUCUCUCCCGUGCCUUUACAAUAACCGCCAGUAAAGAAAAAAAAAAUUGUAGUGGAACUGAAGUUAAUGUUCAACAUUUCCAUUGACAAAUACUCAAACACUUUAUGCAGUAUAAUCUAAUCCUUAUUUAUCCAUUAUGAUCGAUACUUCCCAAGCACAUUGACUUUGACAUGCAUUUAAACUAAAAUCUUAAUAUCCAAUACACUUCAGACUAGCACGGAUGAAAAUAGGCUUAAAGAGGGAGCUUUUAAAUAGUAACGUUUGAGCAAAAAUGCAUGUGUUUGCAUUAUUGGGGUCAUAGUUGUAAAAGGGUAUUUAUAUCGUUUUGCAUUUGAUUUUAGUGCAUCCCUUAUUAACUACAAUUCAUUGAGAAUUGAGAAAGGCAUGUGAUUAAAACAUGUUUGAUUCAAGAACCCAAAGUAACACAUUGUUAGUUAUUCAUAUACAAAUGGUCAUGUUGUUGGGAAAGUAUUAUAUUAAAAAGAGGUUCUGUAUAAAGAAAAUAACGGCAAAAUUCAUGCAUUCAGGGUCCGAUCGUAUCCCACAAAGUCGCAGUGCUCGUAGAAGCAGCACAUUCGGUGACUCCUAAUGUAGUUUGCAAACAUUCCCGUUGUAGCACUGCUGUACUCUGUCUCUGAAUCUGCCAUCACCUCAUACACUAUGUGUAUCCUGGAGUCAAAGAUGUGUCCAGACUCCUGAAGACAAGUGCUUUUAUUUAUAGAUUCAUAAGCUAUAUCAUACAUAAACAAACAUAUUGAAUGUGAAACCAAAGUCAGAGUAAACCUGUGAUGAAUGUGACCGGUUGUUAUUGACAGCAAUACUAAUUGGAGCUGCAACUAGACAUUUUUUUUCUUAUUGUUGGUUCCUUUGUUGAUUAUUUUUUUCCUCAAUAAUGUCCGAAAACAGUGAAAACCGUUGAUGAGGGUUAUCCUAAGCCCAAAAUGACGUCUUUAAAUGUCUUAUUUUGUCCACAACUCAUAGAGUAAACAAACCGGUUUUCUUUUGUCCUUAAAAAACAUCUAAACCCAAUUAACUGACUAUCAUAAUAGUUGGCAAUUAAUUGAAUCUUUGCAGCUCUAAUAUGGAUCCAUGUAAAUAGUCCUGUAUGAAAAAAGGAUGCUUGACCAGAAGCAUAGAUGGUAUGUUAUAGUGUGUGAGAGUGUGAGAGUGAGUGAGUGAGUGAGUGAGUGAGUGAGUGAGUGAGUGAGUGAGUGAGUGAGUGAGUGAGUGAGUGAGUGAGUGAGUGAGAGACUUUGUGCAGACCUGUGUGUUGAAACAGAAAUGUGUGAAACAUGCAUUUUUUUGACCAGAUGUUUUAAACUUUUAACUCUGUUGUUCUUGGUCUGUAUUCAGAAAAAUAAAAAGUAAACAAAAAAGGAACAUUUUACGUCCUCAGAGUUAGUAUGAAAUGUAAACGUGUCCUUGUGACUUGAACAGUAAUCUUAGAUCGAUGCUCUUUUUCCUCGCAGCCUUGUGAAUACAGCCCCUGUACAGAGUCAGUGAGUGGGCGUACUCAUGUGUAUGUUUUGUUUAAUGGAAAUUACAUUUAAUUGUGUGAGUGUGCAAAUAAAACCAGACUCACAUGGA